This is a messenger RNA of Zalophus californianus (California sea lion), 838 nucleotides long. It is a transcript of the gene CHMP2B, whose product is annotated as charged multivesicular body protein 2B. Gene Ontology annotation, cellular component: multivesicular body; ESCRT III complex. The transcript has 7 exons. Gene Ontology annotation, biological process: protein transport; late endosome to vacuole transport; endosome transport via multivesicular body sorting pathway. The record is from RefSeq and is a predicted model, not a curated record. Bases 123 to 764 code for a protein of 213 amino acids. Lineage: Eukaryota; Metazoa; Chordata; Mammalia; Carnivora; Otariidae.
GCCGCCUAGAAGUGACUUCUCCAAAAAGUGUCUUAGUUCUCGGUCACCUGAGCUCGGGGCGACUCGGUUGCGUCGCGGGUCGGACCGGGCCAAGCCGGGCAGCCCAGGCGCGGUCCCUGACCAUGGCGUCUCUCUUCAAGAAGAAAACCGUGGAUGAUGUAAUAAAGGAACAGAAUCGAGAAUUACGAGGUACACAGAGAGCUAUAAUCAGAGACCGAGCCGCUUUAGAGAAACAAGAAAAACAGCUGGAAUUAGAAAUUAAGAAAAUGGCUAAGAUUGGGAAUAAAGAAGCUUGCAGAGUUUUAGCCAAACAGCUUGUACAUCUACGGAAACAGAAAACAAGAACUUUUGCUGUAAGUUCAAAAGUCACUUCUAUGUCGACACAAACAAAAGUGAUGAAUUCCCAGAUGAAGAUGGCAGGAGCAAUGUCUACUACAGCAAAAACAAUGCAAGCAGUUAACAAGAAGAUGGAUCCACAAAAGACAUUACAAACAAUGCAGAAUUUCCAGAAGGAAAACAUGAAAAUGGAAAUGACUGAAGAAAUGAUCAAUGACACACUUGAUGAUAUCUUUGAUGGCUCUGAUGAUGAAGAAGAAAGCCAAGAUAUUGUGAAUCAAGUUCUUGAUGAAAUCGGAAUUGAAAUCUCUGGAAAGAUGGCCAAAGCUCCAUCAGCUGCCCGAAGCUUACCAUCUGCCUCUACUUCAAAGGCUACAAUCUCCGAUGAAGAGAUUGAACGGCAACUCAAGGCUUUAGGAGUAGAUUAGUCAGAAAAACCAUAAUAUUUUGCUUACUUAUAAUUAUUUAGUAUAAACCAGGCACAGUGCAGAUUCCUUUUACA